ACGCGAGGGAAUGGCCUCUGAGGCGCACUUCCGGGACUUGCCGCGGGGCCCGACCAAAGUUGUAGUGCGGCGUUUUCUGGGCCCGACAGCGGACCUCAGGGCUACGCGCCCUGGGCGUUCCUUGUGGAGCAAGCGUCCCGCGGGGACCCACGGGAGUAGCAGUCCGGCGUGCGGGGACCGCCGGGAGCUGUAGUCCGUCCCUCCUGCCCAGUCAGCGCAGCGCUGCCCGCCCCGCACUGGGAGCCCAGAUCCGCCGCCCAGGAGGGGGAUGCGGAAGCCCCUGGCUCGGUGGAGUGGAGAGGCUGGCGGGGUGAGGGGCGUUGCCAGGCAAAGGGCGAGCGCCGUGGUUGGGCUGCGGGUCGGUGAAGGGCUCCAUUCCUUGGUGUCCGGGGACGGGGCCUGGUUGCCGGGAGAUGGGAAGAGGAGCCAAGGACGGCAUGUCCCAGGCCCCGGGAGCACAGCCGAGUCCGCCCUCUGUGUACCACGAACGGCAGCGCCUGGAGCUGUGUGCCGUCCACGCCCUCAACAACGUUCUGCAGCAGCAGCUCUUUAGCCAGGAGGCUGCCGAUGAGAUCUGCAAGAGGUUGGCCCCAGACUCCCGACUGAACCCUCAUCGCAGCCUCCUGGGCACUGGCAACUAUGACGUCAACGUGAUCAUGGCUGCUCUGCAGGGGCUGGGCCUGGCUGCCGUGUGGUGGGACAGGCGGAGGCCCCUGUCCCAGCUGGCCCUGCCCCAGGUGCUGGGGCUGAUCCUGAACCUGCCCUCGCCCGUGUCACUGGGGCUGCUGUCGCUGCCACUGCGGCGGCGGCACUGGGUGGCCCUGCGCCAGGUGGACGGCGUCUACUACAACCUGGACUCCAAGCUUCGGGCGCCCGAGGCCCUAGGGGACGAGGAUGGAGUCAGGGCCUUCCUGGCGGCUGCGCUGGCCCAGGGCCUGUGUGAGGUGCUGCUGGUGGUGACCAAGGAGGUGGAGGAGAAGGGCUGCUGGCUGCGGACAGACUGACCACAGCUGACCGUCGUGCCCAUUGGCACGGUUCCUGCGCUUCUUCCUCCUGUGUACACUGCGUGCCUGGGAAAGGCCUGCAUCCAUGGACCCGGGGUAGGCCCAUACCCUCCCACAUCCCUGCUCCCCACUGCCACUGCUGCCUCAAUAAAUCUGCUGAUUUGCCGCUG
Molecule: messenger RNA, 1174 nt
Organism: Callithrix jacchus (white-tufted-ear marmoset)
Lineage: Eukaryota; Metazoa; Chordata; Mammalia; Primates; Cebidae
Gene: JOSD2
Product: Josephin domain containing 2
Biological process (GO): protein deubiquitination
Molecular function (GO): cysteine-type deubiquitinase activity
Source: RefSeq, a predicted model, not a curated record